Molecule: messenger RNA, 1146 nt
Organism: Pyricularia pennisetigena
Lineage: Eukaryota; Fungi; Ascomycota; Sordariomycetes; Magnaporthales; Pyriculariaceae
Exons: 2
Coding region: 1-1146 (381 amino acids)
Cellular component (GO): mitochondrion
Source: RefSeq, a predicted model, not a curated record
AUGCGGCGAUUGGCAAGAUUAAGAACCGCAUCGGGGCUCCUGGCGCAGGCGCAUCCCCAAAAACCCUCAAUCGCCAGCAACAUCCGAUGCCUUGCCGCCCAGAGCACUAGCAACAGCAGCACCAGCCGUACUUUUUCCACAAGCCAGCCGAGGCCACUACGGAGCAGCCGGACGCAAUGUCAGAAAGAGGAGGCUGCCAUUGCUGAGGCUGCUGCUGAGACCGCUCCUGUUGAUACCUAUGACCCCGAGCCAACGUUCGUCUUGCCGCCGGAACCCGAAUGGGCGCCGCACGCCGACUCGGUGCCGGACCCCAACUACAAGCCUGCGACGUCCCUGGAAGAUCUACAAGAGGUUGGCGGCCUGGAAGGGUGGUGGGAGGUCGAAGAGAACUGGAACGGCACCAAGCCGGCCUUCACUCCCUUCUUCGCCGGCAGCCACAAGAUCUGGGACCCGAAGCUUCUCGAGGGCAUCGCGAGGAGGGCGGUCGCCGAGGCGCUGGUCGUGAGGGAGGCAGUUGAGCAGGGCGUUGAGGUGCCGAAGACGUGGGCCCUCGGCGGCAAGGAUGCAGCCGUCAGGGCCAUGACCCUCAAGAUCGAGGUCGACGGUGAGAGGGAGGCCAAGGUGUGCAGCGAGGCCGAGGCCAAGAUGGUGCUCGAGGACAUCAUUGGCAGGGAUGAUGUUGCUGCCCCUUUGAAUGAACAGGUCGAGGGGAGUGAACAGGCUACCGGUAUGGAUUCUGCGGAAACGGCUCAGGUUCUCGAGACUGUCGGCAAGCAAUGGAAAGAGAUUGCUCUUACGGACUUGAAGUUCAAGUUUAUGGUUACGAAGCGUAUCCAGCAACUGUCGGGUCACAUUCUCACCGACCACAAGUACUGGGGCAAAGGACACGUCAAUUCGCUCGUGCAAACCCUUAUCCAGAGGCCUAGGCCAACCAAGUUGGCAGAAGAGCUCAAGAUGAAGUCAGAGCUGCUGGACCUGCCCAACGUCACGGUCCAUGACCGCCGCUAUACUCGCGUCGACAAGCACAAGGCCACAGGAAGGUGGAAGGUCAUUGUGCGGGAGCUCGAGAAGCGCGACCUCCCUGUUCUUGGCGAUGGCAAGUACGGAAGGAGUGUGGAGAGGAGCUGGAUCAUGGGUGGAACCUAG